CCUGCUCACGUCUCUCACCGAGCUGCGGACUCUGGUGUCGGAGCUGGGACCGAGAACAGAGAGAGCAGUGCUGGAGUCUGUCAGAGGAGCAGGGAGAAUGUCAAGGAGCAACCAGCCACAGGACCUGGUGCCCAUUAAAGAGCUGGAGCUCACUUUGGAUUCCUGCACUCUGGAGCUCACUGCAGUGGAUGAAGUGUGGCCCAACCUGUACAUAGGAAAUGUGGCGGUGGCACAGAACAGAAAGACGUUACAUAAGCUGGGCAUUACUCAUGUCCUGAACACCGCACACUACAAGCAGGGCAGCAUCGGCGACCAGAGUUUUUACGGGAACACCUGUGUUUACUUUGGGAUCCCGGCUGAGGAUUCAGAGCAGUUUGACCUCAGUCAGCACUUCAGACCUGCAGCUGACUUCAUUCAUAAAGCCCUGAAGAGCAAAGAUGGGAAAGUGCUGGUGCACUGCAUCAUGGGAGUGAGUCGAUCGGCCUCUUUGGUCCUGGUGUACUUGAUGUUGCGGCAGCGUCUCCCUCUGAGAGAUGCUCUGAGGCAAGUCGUCCAAAAAAGAGCCAUUUACCCCAAUCGCAACUUCCUGUCCCUGCUCCUCAAGCUGGACGAUCAGCUGAUGUUCAAACGAAGGUUGUGUCCUCUUCUCUGACGUCUGUCUUUCUCAUAGUAUGAGUCGCCUCAGGGCUCCAUUCCACUCCAUGUCAAUUGGUGCUGGCAGUGUUUGUAAACAAUGAUUUGUUACCACAGUGAGAAUACUGUAGACAGUGGUGUGUGGUGAUAUUGAAAUUCCAUAUUUUUAUUUUCCCUGCUGUUUUCUUCAACUUUUACUUCUGGCUACAGCAGCAAUGAUGAUGAUGUGUUUUUACAUAUUGUAAAUACUGAGGUACAGAUUUGUUUUUCAUUUUCAAACUGUGUUCAAAUGUUUCCUCUCAGUGUUGUCAGUCCACAAAGACACCAAAAUGUCCACAAGCUUUGUAAAUACAUCUUUACGAUUGUUGUCAAUGUCCAUUAAAGACAUUUUCCGAUAUUUCAUUUGGUUUCUAUGGUGAUAAAAUGACUAACAAAGAACUUCCUUACAUCUGUUUUAUUCUUUGCACGUUACACUUUUUCAACAAAGGUUUCCUUGAUAACGCCCCUUGUUAUUCCUCCUUGAUUUCGUAAAACAAUUUGUUUUUCAUUUCAGUCAAAUCAUUUUGGAUGAACAAGAACAAGUUUGCUGAUGGAAAACUCUUUCCCCUGUUUUCAUGUAAUCAGCUGUCGCCUUAUAAACCUGACAAAAAUAAGCAGUAGAUUGAUAUUGUACGGUUACAAGUUUUCAAAAGAGAGACCAUUUUUGACAAGGUGAAUAACAUGAUCUUUCUAAAAGGAUUUGAGUUUGGACUCAAUGUUCGUCUCUCAUCAUUCACUGAAACAGACAUUUCCACAGACAAUCCUUGUGCAAAGUUGUCAGUUGUUUUUUAAGCGUGCAUGGUGUCAUUUUACAAGGAAAGCCGCCUCUUAUUGGUUGCAUGGCUCUUCUGUACGUCCUAACUCCUGCAGCUUAUGUUCAGUAUCUUACUGAGGCUCUUAUAUUCUUCCCUUUAUAGUUGCCUCAGGCAUUUCCAUUACCACAUGGAUCAAUGUUGUAAAGACAAAACUGAGGAAGCUGUGGUGUUCACAAGUGUUCAUGCAGUUUGCAUUGAUUUGCAAUCACAGGUGUAAUUACUUUGUUUGGCCUGUUGUUGUAACCUGUUUGAUUUUAAAUUCUUCACAAAAUCAAAUAACAAAUAAUACAAUUAUUGUAAAAUGCUACAAUUCUCCUUGAUUUCUUACACAAUAAUUCAUGGAUCUUGAUGAAAAAAAAUCUGGCAAUGUUUAGGAAACUGAUAUUUGUAAGUGUGUGCAGAUCAAAAUAAAAAAUCUGGAUCUAGUGA
Hippoglossus stenolepis (Pacific halibut) is the source of this 1916-nucleotide messenger RNA. RefSeq names its product dual specificity protein phosphatase family protein. Bases 98 to 652 code for a protein of 184 amino acids. The transcript has 3 exons. NCBI's taxonomy places the organism in Eukaryota, Metazoa, Chordata, Actinopteri, Pleuronectiformes, Pleuronectidae. Gene Ontology annotation, biological process: negative regulation of MAPK cascade; protein dephosphorylation. Gene Ontology annotation, molecular function: protein tyrosine/serine/threonine phosphatase activity; MAP kinase phosphatase activity. Gene Ontology annotation, cellular component: cytoplasm. The record is from RefSeq and is a predicted model, not a curated record.